This is a messenger RNA of Archocentrus centrarchus (flier cichlid), 5684 nucleotides long. RefSeq lists its product as uncharacterized. Gene Ontology annotation, cellular component: myosin complex; bicellular tight junction. NCBI's taxonomy places the organism in Eukaryota, Metazoa, Chordata, Actinopteri, Cichliformes, Cichlidae. The record is from RefSeq and is a predicted model, not a curated record. Gene Ontology annotation, biological process: protein localization to cell-cell junction. Bases 1 to 3405 code for a protein of 1134 amino acids. The transcript has 24 exons.
AUGGUGCCAAAGACAGACAGAGUGAAAUUCUGGCCACACCCACAAGGAAACUCCUGUCAGGCAGAGUUGGGAGGCUGUCAGUCGGCAUCAGAGCACCGCACAGGGGAGCACGAGCAGUCUCCAGAUUUCCAGCAAAACAAAGAGGAGAGUCCUGCUUCACUGGAGAAACUACGGCAGCUGAUAGAAGAAAAGAUUCACUUCCUUAAAUCGUCCAUUGCUGGUGACUAUCAGGGUUUGGUGUGUAAGGAGACCACAGGAAGAGAGGGACUGUUGGGGUUUGUUGUUCUGAGCCAGGACUUGACCUUUCACCUCCAGCAGCUGCAGAGACAGACAGAGCAGGAGCUCAGCAACAUACAAACACAACUCUUUCAGAUUGAAGGCCGCCAGCAGCUGCUGACCACUGAGCUGUUGGAUCUUCAGGAAAGGAAGAAACAGACGGAACGAGAGCUGAAGAAAAGCUCCUGCCUUCAGACAUCCACGCUUCAGUUGUGUGCUUGUCGGGAGCUUCAGGCCUCAAUCUCUCAGUGUUUGGUCCAGUCUGAGAAGCUGGUGUUCCAGAAGAAGGCACUGAGCACGCUCCGUAAUUUACUGACCCAAGACCUGCAAAGGUACCAGGAAGAGACGGAGAGCCUGGCCCACUUCACAGGGAAAAUACUCGGAAAACCUCACAGGGCAGAGUCGGAGGAAACCUUCACCAGCAGGCAGAGCGAGGCCAGCAUGCAGGGAAAGAGCGAGACAGGAAACAUGCACUCAUCCGAGUCUUCCACGCAAUCACCUCUUAGUCCUCAGCAGACCACCACCAAAGAAGAGUCACAGCAGGCCAGGAGAGCCAGUUAUAAGAGACCAGCAGGCCUGACUCGCAGUUCAAAUCUGCAACGAGCAGGCAGCAUCAAAGACCUGAUUACAAGGUUCUCAGGUCCGGAUCACCAGGUCUCACCUUCCGGUUCUCCACAGAGCCCUGUAUUGGGAGCAGGACGAGUCCAAAAGUCGGCUUCGAUGGGGGCUUUGGAGUCUCCAGAGUUAAAGUCAAGUCCAGCCAUGCUGAUUGGUGCCGGUCGAGAUGGAAGUUCUGUUCCCAACAUCAGUGUAAUUCCACCCUCCACGGAAGCCACUCAGAAUGGAGUGGAACCAGUUCAGAACAGAAGCAGUCAGAUAAUGUCAAGAAUUGAUUGUCCAGUAGGGGGCAGCACCGAGAAGACUAAUUCAGAAUCGAGAAGCCAGACAAACACUGGUAGAGACUCAGUGGCCGACUCUGGCAUGGGAUCGGAGUCUGAACUGGAUUCAAGCAAGCAGCCAGACAGCCCAUCAGAGGAUGAGCCCUCCACGCCCAAAGCGACGACAUUCAACCAGAACCCGAAAUAUCAACUGUACCUCAACAACGAUCUGAAGACCAACGGGUUGAGUGGCAGGGAUGCAAAUGGUCCAGGAAGCAGCGGAGGGUCAGUCGGGGAGAACGGCCCCAGGCUGUCCCGAUGGGAGACCACCCGGAUCGGGGCGAACAACUUCAGAGGAUCCCUGGAGUGUUUGGCCUCGCGAGACUGGGACACUAUGUCUGACAGGUUGGGUGUCAUUGACGGCCCCCCCAGAGUGUUCAACAGUCCCUACUCCCAAGCCACCUCUUUGGACUACAACCCCUCGUUCCGAAUGUCCGACAUUAAGGGUAGGCUGUCUCCCGCCACCUCCGAGAUGAACCUGUACACCUUCAACAGUCGCAGCACGAGUCCGGUGGGCAUACAGAUGCCAACCGCCCCCACCCCGCGCCCUCGCUUCUCCGCUUACGACACUCUGGUGAGGAGAAGGUCUGAGGUCAACAACACGGUGGCGCCCACACACUACAGCAUGCGCUCUGCCACUUUGGGGGCACCUAAUAAGAAAGACUACAUAGAGGAACUGACCAAACAGCUGGACGCCAUCCAGAGGCGCAACCAAUUCCUGGAGGCAGAGAGUGUGGAGAUGGAGAAGGAGAGGAACCAGAUCAGGUUUGAGAUGCGCGGCCUGCUGGUGAACAACGAAGACCUGCUGAGAACCAACACCCAGCUCAACAACGAGCUGAAGAAGAGCAGGGAGCAGAUGAUAGAGAUGGAGAGAGAGAGCCAGUCCUUGGGGGAGCGAUUCAGAGAGAUGGAGAUUGAGGUGAAGCAAGCCAGGGACAUCAUGGUGGAGGCCAACACUCAGGAGUACGCCUUCAACUUCCUCGAGCAGUCGCUCAAAAAUAGGAUCCAGGAUGCUGAGGAGAAUCUGGAAAAGCAGACGCAGCACGCUAAAACUCUGGCUGAGAAGUUGUGGCUGACGGAGAGACAGCUGGAAGAGCUGGAGAGUGACAAAGGCACCAAAGACAAACGGGUGUCUGAGCUGAACAGCACCAUCCUCAGGCUGGAGACCGAGCUGGGUGAGGCUCUGGCAGCAUCCACUCAGGCUAACGCAGAGAUGAGCCUGCAGCAAAAACUGCGCGAGGAUGCCCAGAUGAGAGUGGACGAGCUGGAGGAGUCCCUGCUGGAGAAGGACCAGGAAGUGCAGAAACUGCAGGCCCUCGUGAGCAAACUACAGGGGGAGGUCUCUGGUAAACUCAUCGACAGGGAGCGGUCGCUGGAGGAGGAGAUUCAGUUGAGAGAGAGGCUUCAGCUGCAGUGCAAACAGGCCGAGAGGACGGUGGAUGACCUCACCAUGGAGCUGUACAGCACCAACCAAGCCAGAGAUGACCUGGUCAAACAGCUCAAACAGGCUCAGGAGAAGAUGAUCGACCUGGAGAGCGAUCUGGAGGAGCUGCAUGACAGCGAGCAGAGAUGGGCCGCCAAGCACAAGAGAGCCAUCGAACAGACCGAGCAGCUGCAGCUGAAGCUGAUUCAGCAGAAAGAGUUCAACGACCAGCUGGAAGUUGAGAAAAUAUCCACGGAAAGACAGCUGCGUGAGCUGCGUCUGGAGGUGGAGGAGCUGCAGAGCAACAGAGUUCAGGAGGACGUCAUCACCAAGGCGGAGAACAGAAUCAAGGAAGUGGAGAACUUACUGAGGGCUGAGGAGAGGAACAAAGUGACUCUGACAAACACCAUCAGUAAGCUGGAGAGGAGGAUCAACGAGCUGAGUGAUCAGAUGGAGGAGGAGCACCGGAUUGCUACAGAACAGAAAGACCUGAUGACCCAGAGGAUCCGCUCUCUGAAGCGGCAGCUGAAUGAGGCUGAGGAGGAGGCGAGCAGGAAGGAGGCGCAGUACCGGCACACCCAGAGAGAGCUGGCAGAGGAGAGGGAGACGGCCAGCCGCCUGCAGAGGCAGCUGCUCGACCAACACCUGCAGACCAAGCGUAAGGAGACCAUGACGAUCCGUCAGACUCUGGAUAACCUGAGGCUGGACCUGAGCGACGAAGAUGAGGAUCUGCCACUGGAGCAACGUUCAAAUGUCACUAAAGUCUAAAAACUUUAUCACUCCAAAUUCCCCCAGUAGGAAACCAGUGUGUAUAUAAAUAAGUAGAUAUAAGUUGUUGUUUUUAAAGAGGCUACAUUGAUAAUUUUUAAACAUAGUAAAAGGUAUCAGAAAAUCUACAUUUCUGGUAUUUUCACAAGGACAAAGAAAUCCUGCAAGUGAACACACCAAAAAUAAUCCUUUAUUUUUUCUGGUAGUGCUGUCGUGCUAAAAAAAAAAAAAAAUAACGUUUACUGUGCUCUCUGUGUGCAUGUGCUAAACUGUGUGUUUCCAUGCCCACUGUGUAAACGACCAUUCAGAGGCAAGUAACUCUCAGUUAAUCAUGAUAUUACCUGGAAGUGGACCGUUCAAUUGUUUCUCAUUCCAAAAGCUCUUCCUAAGAAAUUUGUGGACUUAUCGCCCUCUCCUGGUGAUCGCCAUCUAACGCAACGAUGACAGAAUCACCUGGUGAAGGUCCCGCCUCAAUCUGCCCUUUGCCAAAGAAAAUAAACCCACAGGAGUUUGCUGCUGGGGCGUGCUGACGCUUAUACAGCAUCUUAAAGAAGAUGUAGCUGCUGUGACAUCACCUACCUGUCAAAACAGUCACAUCCUUAAAAUGAAUAACUUCUUACAAUUUAAAGCAAGCAGGUUAUAAAAAGGUAAUCUCUACACAGGUUUCAAGAAGGGAACAAUAAGUUGUAGAGAAGAAAACUGCUUUAUAUACACCAGGUUUUAAGCACGCUCAUUUCUGAGGGAAAGUUGGGAAUUUUCAAUGGGGACUGACUCUUCGCGAGCCCGCCCCAAGUGGCCAUUUGAGGAACUGCAGGCGAGGCUGCUGCUCGAUAUUGACCCAUUAAAAGGAAUCAUUAACUGGUGAGAGUACUGACAUAGAAGGGAUUUGAUUAAGUACUAAAGUCUGAGCUUUAAACCAGUAAAUGUUCUAAAUUAUCCAGUUGCUCUGAUGAUGGCAGCAGGACUUUCAUUGGCUCAAUAAAUCAGACUUCUCCAGUAUCUCAGCUUCUUAUUUGAUGGCUCUUUUCUAGCAGUUUUUUCCUAAAGAGGGAUUUUCUGUGCUGGAACACAUUCAUCUGCAGUAUUUGGUUGUUGACAUAUUACAAGAGAAACAGCAAGAUAAAUCUGUGGGAUACAUGAGGGAUCUUUGACUGUAAUUCAGAUCAGCUACAAAGACACCAUUAAGAGAUUAUUUAUAUGAAAUGUUUGUGUGUGCGCGCACGCACGCAUUUGUGUAUCUUAUGUUUGUGAUUUUUAAGAGUUUUGUUUCUUGCAUUUUUUUUAAAUUGCUAGUGGGAAAGCUUUUAAUUUUAGAGAAUAAAAUGCAGGAGGCUUUUAGAGUUCAGUUUCAGGUAUUUGGGGAGUUUGCUGCUGUAUAGGUGUGACCUGCUGUGCCUCCUGCGUAUGAUAUCUGUACAUGAGACAAGGCUCAGAUCAAAAAGAGGAUAAAAUGAAAAAGACGUUUACUCCAGUUGGUUUUACAUGUGCAAAAAUACACAGACAUCUGCAUGUAAUCCUUUUCUUUUAUCCAUGCUGUUAGAUUCACAAAAGAAAACUUUAGAUUUUACCUCAAUUACUUCAUAAUUAUGCAAAAAACAAGAUUUUGUAAUAAAUUCACUGUAACUACAAGGACAGGAGAUCAGAACUUUAACCCUGGUCAUCUUUAGCACAUCAUCUUAAACUUGCAACAUUUUUAAUCUUGUACUAACUUUGUAGUAAUGCAAUUUUUCUUUUGUGAAUCUAUAAUGCACCACCAUACAUGUGCUCUGAUUUUAGAUUCAUAUUUUGCAUAAUUUUAUUUGGAGGAUAGUUUCUAUUUCUAAAAGAAAAACCGAGCAAACAGGUAGAAACAUGCUAGACUGUUGAAUCAAAAUCAAGAGUGGAAUUUUAGGCUCAUUUGAUUGUCAUUCUCAGAUAUUGAUAAUCUUCAAAAAGUAGUUUGAAGGAUGUCCGUUAGAAAUACAUAAAGCUAAUAUUCAGUUGCAAUUUGAAUUUCCUGCUGUUUACAUUUUUUGGUGUAUUUUGCUUGUUUGGAAAGGAGUUAGAAUCACAAGUUUUGUCUAUAACAGAUUGCUGUGUUCAGCUAUAAUUACUACACUACUACAUUUUUUUUUCUCUUGUAGCAAAAGAAAAAGAGGGUAUUUACAGAAGUGUAAAAAGAAAAUAUGCCGACUUAUUUUUGUAACUAUACUUCAUGGUUCAGCUGUUCUUGGGUAUUUAUUUUUCCACAUUCUCUCUUUUGGUGAGAAGUUUCUUAUUACAAGAUAAAAAUAAAUUCU